Molecule: messenger RNA, 2880 nt
Organism: Polyodon spathula (Mississippi paddlefish)
Lineage: Eukaryota; Metazoa; Chordata; Actinopteri; Acipenseriformes; Polyodontidae
Product: chemokine XC receptor 1-like
Exons: 2
Coding region: 208-1278 (356 amino acids)
Biological process (GO): immune response; chemotaxis; G protein-coupled receptor signaling pathway
Cellular component (GO): membrane
Molecular function (GO): chemokine receptor activity
Source: RefSeq, a predicted model, not a curated record
CUAAAACUUGCAUCACAUGUUUACAGACCAUAGCUCUGAAGGAGGAAAUGCACAGAGAGUACCUUUUUAAAAUUCACAUACUGAGUCAGAUUGUUACAGGAACUUUGCAUUUCCCAAACGUGUUGCUGACUUCAAAACAAAAAGCUUUUUUUGAAAUAUUAAAAAGCUGCUCUGGUUGAUAAGAGUCCAUACCAAAGAGUCAAAGCAAUGCAGAAUCAGACAUAUUUCACAACUGCCAAUGCUAUCACAGACGUGGACUACAGUGAAAUUGAUUACUCUGGCGAAGGGAUUGUAUUCCUGUGUGAAGAUAAUUCAAAUACACUGGGAGGUGUAUUUACAUCAGUUUUUUUCUACUUGGUCUUUUUUCUCAGUCUAAUUGGAAAUGGUCUGGUUUUGUGCACUCUUGUGAGAUACGAGGACUUUAAAAAGGUAACAAACUUAUUUAUUCUAAACUUGGCCAUCUCUGACCUGGUGUUUGCCUUCUCUCUCCCAUUCUGGGCAUUCUACCAUUCCUACCAAUGGGUCUUUGGAAACUUUCUGUGCAAGCUCUUGAGUGGAAUGUAUUUUAUUGGCUUCUACAGCUGUAUGAUGUUUCUAAUGGUGAUGACUAUUGACCGCUACAUGGUAGUGGUUCAUGCUGUAUCUACUACGAGGAUAAGGAGAACACGGUAUGCCUGUUUGGCAAGUGCUAUCAUCUGGUUCAUCAGUAUAGCAGCUGCUAUACCAGAAAUGAUCUUAACUGAUACAGUGAAGGACAUUGAUGGGAACGACAUGUGCGAAGAAACAACAUUUUCAGAGGAGAACAAAGUUACUCUGCAGAUACUGGGAUAUUAUCUGCAAGUUGUGUUUUUCUUUUUGCUUCCAUUUGCUGUUAUUGUCUACUGCUACUGCAGGAUUUUAAAGACGGUGGCUACCUGUAGAAUAAGAAGGAAAUGCAAGGCUGUGAAAUUAAUAUUAACCAUCGUUGUACUAUUCUUUCUUUGUUGGGCUCCAUAUAACCUAAUUAUAUUACUUAUGUCACUUAGGUUGCUUGAAGUAUCUCCAUUGACAGAAUGUGAUGUUGGAAUAGUGCUUAACUAUUCCUUUUACAUCUGUCGCAACAUAGCUUACUUUCACUGUUGUCUCAAUCCUUGGUUUUAUGUCUUUGCUGUGGUAAAGUUCCGAAGACACUUGGCUUCUCUUACAAGAUGUUCCUUUUCAAAUUAUAGAUUUAGGGAGUCUAACUUAAAUUCUCUAAACAGUGCACCUAGAAGCUCAAUAUUUUCUGACAAACCAUGAACUGCGUCAAGGAUAAACAGCAGAAUAGAUAAAUAAAUACUGGGGCCAAGAUAAGUUUUAAUUUGUAAUCAUCCUGACAAAGUAAUGACUGACUUUGCCUCGGCUUUUAGUAGAUGCCUUCUAAAGCACCUUUUAUGUUGCUUUAUCUAAUGGUUUUUGACUCUGCUGACUAUCAUAGACAGUUUCAGCUCUUGAAGGCACAUAACAUCUCAUGGAGAACAUGGUGCCUAUAGUGUACAUUUCAGAAAACUUCAGAUUAGCAUUAAUCACCUCCACUUCUACAUUAUUAAGUCUAGUGACAAACAUAUAAUCACUGUAGCUACACACUGCCACAGAGUGCUGUUUUAUGUGCGCAGUAAAACAAAUGCAUGUGAAACUAUUUUACUCCCUGGUUAAAACAAAAACUAAGGCUAUUUAUUUCAUUAUAUUAUUAUUGUAUUAUAUUAUGUUAAUGUGGUGAUAGCAAGCAGAGGGGAACAUUAACAGGAGGGAUAUUAAGCUAAUUUGACUGUCUUUUACUCUUGGUUGACUUCUCAAUGAGAUUCUUUAUAUGGUAACCUGGUCGUGGAGCUUUUACUUUUAAAGUCCAUCAUCCUUGCAACAAAUUGUGUAUAUGCUUGAGACUUACUAGUGCCUAAAUAUACAAACAAGUAGUCCAUGAUCUGGUAAAAAAUCAAUUGAGGUUAUUUUAGAAUAUGUUAUAUUGUGAUUCUAACAAUUUAUUGUCAUUUGUUAAGAACUGACUGUGUGUGAUUGGGUGCUGCAGUUGUCUUUCAAGACACAAUGGAAAUGAGAUUUCAGUUGCUUCUCUGAGUAAACGACACAGAAUAACGUUAACAUUGAAAUUAGCAUGUUUAAUUUACAGAACCGUCUGCAACAAUGUGUAUGAUAAUAUGUUGAGUGAGAUACAGACCUCAAUGGACUAAAUAAAUGAAUUGAAAAUAAUUGAAAUUACAAUAGAACUUGCCAUAUCAAAUUUAAAGAGGUUGAAGCAAAGUAAACACAUCAAUACCUUUAAUAUGCAGCUGUCUCAUGUAAUAUUGUAGUUUAGAAGGAGGAGGUAAUAAUGGGAGAAACCUAUUUUUUAUCCAGUAUAUUGAAGUUUGUACUGGGUUUUAAUAUCCUAAAGUGUUGUUUAUCGUGAAAGAAUGAGCCAAUAUAACAUAUCAAAGAAAUCACUGUAUUGUAAAACAAGACUACUUGUUGAAAUGUCUCAUUUUUUUCCCAUUAAAACUAAUAUUGAUGAUGUGUUGGUUUCUAUCCCCUUAUGGUUUAAUUUUUCAAGCCACUGUGUUCCUAUUGUACCGUUACAUCCAAUUAAUGUGUUAGCAGUUUCUAUCUUCAAUGGAACAUGUUUUCAUAUUUGUGAUACAAUAUAUUUAGAUAAAAGCAAAAAAAUAAGUACAGUCAUUAAAGUUACAGACUUGUAUUAACUGCAUACAUUGUAAACAGGAGCUAAAGCUAGCAUUAAGUAUCAUCAAAGUAUAGGAUUGUUUUGUAUCUUAGUUGAAGGUUGAUAAAAAAAAAAAUGAUAUCCACACCGAGUGAAGCAGAUAGUGAUGCACAAGGGUCUAGAAAUUUGCCUAUAAGUGCAACCCCCCC